Molecule: messenger RNA, 2445 nt
Organism: Clarias gariepinus (North African catfish)
Lineage: Eukaryota; Metazoa; Chordata; Actinopteri; Siluriformes; Clariidae
Gene: wwox
Product: WW domain containing oxidoreductase
Exons: 9
Coding region: 70-1308 (412 amino acids)
Molecular function (GO): protein binding
Source: RefSeq, a predicted model, not a curated record
AAUUAGAGUCAGGUUUUUCUGAGUUGAGUUUUCAGGAGGGUCACAAACACACAAACCGGACACGGUGUAAUGGCUGCUCUAAAGUACGCCGGAAUGGAUGAUACCGACAGCGAGGAUGAGCUUCCUCCCGGCUGGGAAGAGAGAUCCACUAAGGAUGGCUGGGUUUAUUAUGCCAAUCAUGAGGAGAUGAAGACACAGUGGGAGCAUCCAAAAACUGGCAAGAAGAAACGUUGUGCAGGAGCUCUUCCUUAUGGAUGGGAGCAGGAGACAGACGGCAAGGGUCAAAUCUUUUAUGUUGACCACAUCAAUAAGAGGAAGACGUACUUUGACCCUCGGCAGGCCUUCACCAUAGAGGAUGUGCAGGUGAAGCCUAAGCGCUAUGAUGGCAAUACGUCUGCGCUGGAGAUCCUACAGGGUCACGACCUUUCUGACAAAGUUGUAAUCAUCACAGGGGGCAACUCUGGUAUCGGUUUUGAGACGGCGAGGUCGUUUGCCCUUCAUGGUGCCCAUGUGAUCUUAGCCUGCCGGAACCAAGCUCGCAGCAGUAAUGCAGUUAACCGGAUCCUCGAGGAGUGGCACAAAGCUCGUGUUGAGGCCAUGAUGCUGGACUUGGCAUCGUUGAGAAGCGUCCGAGAGUUUGCAGAGGCCUUCAAAGCAAAGAAACUGCCCCUGCACAUCCUGGUGUGUAAUGCGGCAGUGUGUACGCAGCCAUGGCGCCUGACAGAGGACGGACUGGAGUCUACCUUUCAGAUCUGCCAUCUGGGCCACUUCUACCUGGUGCAGCUGCUGCAGAACGUGAUGCGGCGUUCGGCUCCUGCCCGCGUGGUGGUGUUGUCCUCCGAGUCUCACAGGUUCACAGAUCUGGUGGACUCUUGUGGAAAGCUGGAGCUUUCCCUGCUCUCGCCUCCCCAGAAGGAGUACUGGUCCAUGCUGGCCUACAACAGGGCCAAGCUCUGCAACAUCCUUUUCUCCAGUGAGCUGCACCGUCGUCUCUCUCCUCAUGGGGUCACCUCUAAUGCUGUUCAUCCGGGGAACAUGAUGUACACGUCCAUCCACCGCAGCUGGUGGCUCAUGACCUUCCUUUUCAACCUGGCGCGCCCUUUCACCAAGUCCAUGCAACAGGGUGCAGCCACGACGGUGUACUGUGCGGUGGCGCCGGAGCUGGAAGGUCUGGGUGGGAUGUACUUCAACAACUGUUUCCGCUGCAUGCCGUCGGCGCAGGCCCAGGACCCGUCGAGUGCCCUCAGCCUGUGGGAGCUGAGCGAGAGGCUGGUGCAGGAGCGCGCCGGCGGCCCUCAGGCGCUGUGAUCUCACGACCUCCGCCACGCAAUAAUCCCUCAGCCCCGGCAUGGCUUACCUGCUCAAGCAUCACCGCUACCGAUUGCUUCAUCACCAUGCAUGAGCAGAUAAUAACGAGCAAAAAGAAAGGGAAAGGGGAUUUAGAGUGCCGGAGAGCGGAAAUUCAGUCUGCUAGACUGACGGAUGGAAAGCAAGGAGAGGGUCAUUUGUACUGUUUCUCUUUCCUUAGUCCCAGGGUUUCUUGUCUUUUCUCCUCUAGGUGAUUUAGCGCUACCUCUAAAGCACUAUACACUGUCCUCUAAUCGACAGCUAACACCACGCUUUCUAGCUAGGGGGCUGGUAAAAAAUAAAGUGUAAAGUGGAUCCUCUUAAUGCAGCCAACACAAAAAUUCAUUGAAAAGAUCAGGAGUUAAAAUCGUCAUUAUUGCCCAUCCAUCUGUACAAAUUAAGGUGAAUGAGUACAUGUUAGACUGAAGGUGCAGAGAUGAUGUAGAGGAAGCAUAUGCAUGUCGUCUAUUUACAGGUACAACCACUGAAAAGAACCGGUCUGUAUAGAUAUGCUGUACAUAAUAUACAUAGAGUGCUGUUCUACUUCGCAUAUGUUUCUGAAUAUUCUUCUAAUUUCUGACCCCAUCGGCCCAAAGACUCCAGAUCCAGUCCAGUGAACUUUUACAAAAUUCUACCUUAAUGCUAAUUACAAUGAAGCAGCAUCUUUGAGGACAAAAAGGAGGACCAGUGCUGGCUGAAGGGAAGAGUCUUGCAGUCUUAAGAAAUUUCAGGUGGAACCUUCCUCAUCAACUCCUUGUCCUUGUAGUCUUGUGUAAUGUUUUUGAAAGCAUUUCCCCUGUAAAACGUGGUCUUCAUUUGCUGACAACCAGCUUUAGAAAAAAAGAAUUCAGCAGAAGAAGAGAAAGUGGCAAAGACUGAAGAAUGGCACCAGAUUGUUUAGUUUAGUUUUUUUUUCCCUCUCCAUUUUCCUCUUUUUCUCGCUCGUCUUUUUCUAUCUUUGCAGGUUGACUGUUGUGCUUUGGGGCAGUCUUGGUGCCAUGGGUCAGUCUGAGCUCGAAGCAUUCCAGUGUUGUGGGAUCUCUAAAGAAAAACAUAGGGGGAAAACAGGGGAGAGAGAAACAAAUAAAGAUUAAUUUU